Messenger RNA from Achroia grisella, 891 nucleotides. RefSeq lists its product as uncharacterized. The transcript has a single exon. Lineage: Eukaryota; Metazoa; Arthropoda; Insecta; Lepidoptera; Pyralidae. The record is from RefSeq and is a predicted model, not a curated record. Bases 87 to 800 code for a protein of 237 amino acids.
UCUUCAAAACGUAUAAUCACUGUGUUGUAUUCUGAGAGUUUCAAUAAUAGAUAAAACUGAAUUAUUUUUUAGGUCAGAAUAAAACCAUGAAGGUAUUUGUACUUGCUCUAUUGGCGGUAGCCGCGACCGCUGCCCCUAUUGACAACGUUGAACCAGUGGAACUUAUUGUGAAUGGAGUACCAGAAGGCGAACCAUUGGAAAUUGGCGAUAUCGUCAGCAUUAAACUGAAGGAACAUGAAAACAACGAACUUGUGUCCUCGACUGACUUGCUUCACCCCUUGACCGCCGCCGGACUCGCUGAAGCCGCAGCACAGCAACCCGACGCCGUUCAGAUCGUCGACGGUCCUGAAACUGUCCAAAUCGUUGAGGGCCCAGAAGCUGUGGAAGUCGUCGAUGUCCCAGAACCUGUUCUAGUCGUCGAAGACGCACAGCCUUCCCCAAUUGUUCUCCCUGAACCUGCUCUUCCUGAAGUGAACCCACCUGCUCUUCCUGAAUCGAACCCACCUGCUGGGGUCGAGCAUCCAGUACUCGUGAUUCCCGACUUGGAUCUUAACCCUGUCGAUCUUGUUCCAUUGCCCAUUUCUCCCCCUGAAUCCGAGUUGGUGGUAGCACCUGUAGAAAUCCUUCCAGAGGCCGUCCCCCAGAUUCCCAAUGGUGAAAUAUUCAAUGAUGGUGUUGUUCAAGUCACAGUAAACGCUCCAGAAGAUCCCGGACUAUUCGGCACUCUCCAAUCUUGGUUCAGCAUGGCAGUCAACUACUUCAGUCCUGAUGGCGUGCAAACCACUCACCAGAUUGUCUAACCUGUAAAUUGGUUUCUUUAUUUACAUCUAUAUAUACUUUCAUUUAUUAUGUAUUGUAUAUAAACAAAACUGUGAUGGUUGAGAGUAAAUA